CAGAAUUCCUAGCGCAGACUAACCCGGAAAUGCCGUCGUUUCUUCCAGAGUGAAAGUGCUGUUGUAGAAAAUGAGGUGUUGUCGUGUGUGAGCAAGACAUGGUGCCAGAACAUGGAAAGCAGCAGAAACGUUCUUCGGCCGAUGGCGAGGGGGACGGAUCCUUUGUGUUUGAAGCCCAAGAGGCCUGGAGGGAUUUCCACAGUUCCCUCCAACACUUCUAUGAGAACGGUGAACUCUGUGAUGUCACACUAAAGGUCGGAAGCAGACUAAUUCCAUGUCACAAACUAGUUCUUGCCUGCGUUGUUCCAUACUUCCGAGCCAUGUUCCUCUCAGACAUGGCCGAAGCCAAACAGGACCUGAUUGAGAUACGCGAUUUUGACGCAGACGCCAUCCAGGACCUGGUGCGCUUCGCGUACUCUUCGCGGCUGACGCUGACGGUGGAUAACGUUCAGCCGUUGCUGUAUGCGGCGUGUAUCCUGCAGGUGGAGCUGAUCGCUCGGGCCUGUUGUGAGUACAUGAAAGCUCAUUUCCAUCCCUCCAACUGUCUGGCCGUACGAACGUUUGCAGAGAGUCACAACAGAGUGGAUCUGAUGGACAUGGCCGACCGUUACGCCAGCGAACAUUUCGGCGAAGUGGUCGAGUGUGAAGAUUUCGUCUGCGUUUCACCGCAGCACCUGAAAACGCUGCUGGCCUCCAGUGACCUGAACAUUCAUUCUGAAACUCAAGUGUACAACGCUGCAGUGAAGUGGCUGAAAGCCAACGUCAAGCAUCACGAGCUCUGGCUGGAUCAGAUUCUUUCUCAGGUGCGUCUGCCGCUGCUGUCGGUGGAUUUCCUCACCGCCACUGUGGCUAAAGAAGAAAUGAUCAAGACCAGUUUGAACUGCAGAGACCUCUUAGAUGAAGCUCGCAAUUACCACAUGCACCUUAGUAACAAAAGCGUUCCUGACUUUGAGUAUUCGAUCCGCACAACACCCCGCAAACACACGGCAGGUGUGUUAUUCUGUGUCGGAGGACGGGGUGGUUCCGGUGACCCAUUCCGCAGUAUCGAGUGUUACUCCAUCACUAAAAACAGCUGGUUCUUUGGCCCUGAAAUGAACAGCAGACGCAGACAUGUGGGGGUGAUUUCAGUGGGAGGGAAGGUUUACGCUGUUGGAGGUCAUGACGGCAAUGAACAUCUUGGGAACAUGGAGGUGUUCGAUCCACACACAAACAAGUGGAUGAUGAAGGCAUCUAUGAAUACUAAACGAAGGGGGAUCGCUUUGGCUGCUCUGGGGGGUCCCAUCUACGCUAUCGGUGGUCUGGACGAUAACUCAUGUUUCAAUGAUGUUGAACGUUAUGACAUCGAGUCGGAUCGCUGGAGUGCCGUGGCCCCUAUGAACACACCCAGGGGAGGCGUCGGUUCUGUGGCUCUCGGGGGACACGUGUACGCAGUCGGCGGAAAUGAUGGGGUGGCAUCACUGUCCAGUGUCGAGCGUUUUGACCCUCAUCUGAACAAAUGGACAGAUGUGCGGGAAAUGGGGCAGCGGCGCGCUGGAAACGGCGUUAGUGAACUCAACGGUUGCCUCUAUGUUGUUGGUGGUUUUGAUGAUAAUUCUCCAUUGAGCUCAGUGGAGCGUUUCGAUCCCAGGAUGAACCGAUGGCAGUAUGUGUCAGAGCUGACCACGCCGAGGGGCGGAGUCGGUGUUGCCACAGUGAUGGGCCGGGUUUUUGCUGUGGGUGGGCACAAUGGAAACAUCUACCUGAAUACAGUGGAGGCCUUUGAGCCACGAACAAACAGAUGGGAGCUGGUGGGCUCUGUGUCUCACUGUCGGGCUGGCGCGGGCGUCGCGGUCUGCUCCACUCACAUCAGUCAGAUUCGAGACAUCGGCCAGGGCUCCAGUAAUGUUGCUGACUGCAUGUAGCCACAAUGUCACAUCACAAUAUCUUUGUUUAUUUCAUCAGUCUUACUGGAUCUGAAGUUCAUUGUAAUUUUAUUGCUUUUGUUUUGCGAUUGUGUGUUUGUCUAGCUGUAUGAUGAUGAGUGUGCUGAACUGCUAAAUGCGUUUCUCUUCUGUAAAAUUAGACUGGAGUUUCCAGAAGAUGACAUUAGUUUAAUAGACAGUGAUUUCGGACUACUUGUGUAAAUCUGUUUUUCAUGUAUGUAGCAGAUGACAUCAGAUAAAAGCGCAAAGACUGCUUUGUGACGAUCACUUUGUGAUCACUGGUGUUUUUUUGCGUCUGUACAAUCACAGCCACAGAAUGAGAGACGCAUGCAGAGCAUGUGCUGUCACGGUAAUGCAGGGGUGACCAAUACGGUUUCUUUCCAAACACAAUCUAACGCACCCGCCUGUGAUUUUCACCUGAAAAGUAAAACUAUGAUUGGCUGCUUCAGGUGGGUCUUAUUCAGGUUGUCUCUAUGAUCUGCAAGAAUAUAAAGCUCCAGGACCAAGACUGAGCACCACGGUAACGUGAAAAAAAUCCCAGAACUUUUUCUUGAAAUAUAGACACUACAAAAGUUCUGACUGGUUUUUGUGUCAGUCAAAGAUGUGUGGGUGGGGGGGGAGAAUCUCCUGCUUUUCACUGCCAAACUAGAUCUGCAAACUGAAAUAUAAGCUCAGACAUGUGCUUUUAUAUGUCGCUUUUGUAACAGUGGUGUACAUGUUUCUCUUUAUAUAAAAAUUCCUUCAAAAUACUUUUUUUUAAUAAUGUAUGCUGUUUUCUUUGGGCAUGUUAAUCUUAUUUGAAACAGACUUUGAAUUCUGCAUAUAAAAUAUUUGGUAUCUUUAUAUUGUCAUCCUGAGACAUGAGAAAAACAUCUGAAUAUAUGAAUAUUGAAAUGUGUUUCUACAUUAAGUGACGGUCACAGAUGGAACAAGGCAACAAUAAAUGUGACAGCAUGCUGUUAAUCUCAGAAUCUUAAAGAGAGAGACAGAAUCUCAUAUGAGCUUUUCUGAACUAUGACAAAUAUUGCUUUCAAACUCGUGUGAAUUUCUUAUAAAAUGACACUUGGUACAUUCACACAUUUGUAGAUUAUUUAUUUAAUUCAGAAUUUUUUUCAUUGUCACAUUUUAACCAUUAAAUAAAGUAUCACAUCAAAUACGUUUUUUUUUUACCUCGUGAUACAAACAUCAUAGAUCAUUUGAAUGUACUUUCAGAACCAAAGUUUCAUGACAUCGCUAACUGUUAGACUGUGAAUAUAAUUAUUUGAAGCCAAUAUAUUUAGCCGAUUGUGUAACUGAAUUGUGUAAAACCACUGACAGUGAUAAAUAAUUUGAAUUA
Molecule: messenger RNA, 3258 nt
Organism: Triplophysa rosa
Lineage: Eukaryota; Metazoa; Chordata; Actinopteri; Cypriniformes; Nemacheilidae
Gene: klhl8
Product: kelch-like family member 8
Exons: 10
Coding region: 99-1901 (600 amino acids)
Molecular function (GO): protein binding
Source: RefSeq, a predicted model, not a curated record